AUGGCUGGAGCCGAAUUCUCCAUAGGUGCGCUUUGUUUAAUAGUUCUUCUAGCUUAUGGUACCCUACAUUGUGUCCAAGGGGCAGAUUCUAUACCAGGUCUUGGUAUUAAUUGGGGUGCUCUUGCAUCAAACCCUAUGGAUCCUAAUAUUGUUGCAAAUAUGUUGAAGGACAAUGGAAUCAAGAAGGUGAAACUUUUCGAUGCAGAUCCUUGGAUCGUUAGUGCUUUUUCCGGAGACUUUGAAGUCAUGGUUGGAAUUCCUAAUGAUCAACUAAGUAAAUUUGCUGGAAGUCUUGGAGAUGCCGAAGAUUGGGUAAAAGAAAAUCUCACCAAACAUCUUCACAACGGGGGCGUGAAUAUCAGAUAUGUAGCAGUUGGAAACGAACCAUUCUUGACAAGCUACGGUGAUAAAUAUGUGAAGAAAACAUUUCCAGCUAUGCAAAACAUUCAAAAGGCUAUUGAUAAAGCUGGACAUGGAGAAGUGAAGGUGACGACAGCUUUGAAUGCAGAUGUUUAUGAAUCUCAAACAAACAAACCGUCGGAUGGAGAUUUUCGAGACAACAUUCGUGAUGUUAUGAAACAAAUUAUCCAAUUUCUUCACGAAAAGAAGUCGCCGUUUCUUGUCAACAUUUACCCUUUCCUUAGUCUAUAUCAAAGUGAAGGUUUUCCAGAAGAUUUUGCAUUCUUUGGUACCCAUAGCAUGACAAUUAGUGACAAAAAUGCACAAUAUAGCAAUGUCUUUGAUGCAAAUUUAGAUACACUUGCUUGGGCAUUAAAAAAGUCUGGUUACUCUGACAUAAAAAUUGUUGUUGGUGAAAUUGGUUGGCCAACUGAUGGUAAUAAAAAUGCUAAUGUUAACAAUGCAAAAAGAUUUUACCAAGGGUUUCUUAAAAAUAUGGCUAGCAAAAAGGGUACUCCAAUGCUCCCCGGACAUAUGGAUGCAUAUCUAUUUUCUCUUUUUGACGAGAAUUUAAAGAGUAUUGAUCCUGGUAAUUUUGAACGUCAUUGGGGAAUUUAUCGCUACGAUGGAAAGCCGAAGUUUCCUAUAGAUUUUUCUGGUAAAGGAGAAGAAAAAUUGCCACAAUCAGCGAAGGGUGUUCGAUACCAAGAACAUAAAUGGUGUGUCCUAAAUGCAGAUGUUAAGAAUAUGUCUUUGAUCCCGCCGGCAUUAGACUAUGCUUGUGCUGGUGCUGACUGUACAAGUUUAGGAUAUGGUUGUUCUUGUGGAAAUUUGGGAUUAGCUGGUAAUGCAUCUUUUGCUUUUAACCAGUUUUUUCAAACUAGAGACCAAAGUGUUGAAGCAUGCGAUUUCAAUGGAUUGGGUAGUAUUGUUACACAGGAUCCAUCAAAGGGAACUUGUUUGUUCCCUAUAGAACUUGAGAGCAAUAAUGGAGAUAUGCUAACAACAAUGCGUAUUAUGGCAAGCAUGUUGAUUGGAUUGUCGAUAUUUUUUAUAACAUUAUGA
This is a messenger RNA of Medicago truncatula (barrel medic), 1464 nucleotides long. RefSeq names its product glucan endo-1,3-beta-glucosidase 5. Bases 1 to 1464 code for a protein of 487 amino acids. Gene Ontology annotation, molecular function: hydrolase activity, hydrolyzing O-glycosyl compounds. The record is from RefSeq and is a predicted model, not a curated record. Gene Ontology annotation, biological process: carbohydrate metabolic process. The transcript is spliced from 2 exons. Lineage: Eukaryota; Viridiplantae; Streptophyta; Magnoliopsida; Fabales; Fabaceae.